This is a messenger RNA of Labeo rohita (rohu), 3083 nucleotides long. RefSeq names its product RAB3A interacting protein (rabin3)-like 1 (gene rab3il1). Gene Ontology annotation, biological process: exocytosis. Lineage: Eukaryota; Metazoa; Chordata; Actinopteri; Cypriniformes; Cyprinidae. The coding region runs from base 16 to 1419 and encodes 467 amino acids. The transcript has 12 exons. Gene Ontology annotation, cellular component: Golgi to plasma membrane transport vesicle. The record is from RefSeq and is a predicted model, not a curated record. Gene Ontology annotation, molecular function: guanyl-nucleotide exchange factor activity.
UGAAAGUGCUCUUGCAUGAAAGGUCUGUGGAGAAAAAGCAGCACUGGGUCACUAGGGCUGGCUAGGAGAAAUGCAGCCGAAGUGAGCGCACUCAUAGCAAGUGGGAAUAUACUUUCCGUGAUGGACGCUUUUGAAGGAAUCCAUUGUGUGCAGCUCUCUUCCUCUCCUCCAGCACACUCAAGGUCCGUUCCAGGGUACGAGUUGCUGGUGGCAGGGAAUUCUGGGAUAGCAGUAUACUCAUCACCAACGUUUUUUGGCAAAGGUGAUUUGACAGAUCAGCAUACAGCAGAGGAAGAGAGAUGUCCGGUCGGGAGGUUGGUAGACCUGGAGUCAGAACCGAACCCCAGUUUGGGGGGUGAUGGGGGGCAAGGAGAGAAGAUGCCCCCGGAGGAGGCAGGAGCACAUAGACGAGAGACGUACAACAUGUCCCGUCUGCGGAGUUCCUCUAUGGAGAUCAAGGAGAAGGGAACAGAGUUCCUCAGAGAGCAGCUGGAUGCUGCACAAAAGGAGCUGAAGUUGAAAGACGAGGAGUGCGUCAGACUCUCUCAUGUCAGGAAUCAGCUGGAGCAGGAAUUGGAGGAGCUGACCGCCAGUCUUUUUGAGGAGGCCCAUAAGAUGGUGCGAGAGGCCAACGUGAAACAAGCGGCAGCUGAGAAGCAGCUAAAGGAGGCCCAGGGCAAGAUCGACGUGCUGCAGGCGGAGGUCUCUGCUCUGAAAACCCUGGUGUUGACCUCUACGCCCUCCUCCCCGAACCGCCAGCUCCAUCCUCAGCUGCUGUCGCCGGGCUCCAGCCGGGCCUCGUCUCGUCCCGGGGGCCACACGCGCAACAAGAGCGCCAGCGGUGCCCUACAGCUGCAAGCGGAGCCCACGCCGACAGAUGUGGUGACAAACCGUGAGGACAAAGAGUUGGAUUCGGUGUUGUUCGCCGAGUUCCUCUCGUGGAAGGAGACGCCCGGUCUGGAUCGCUCGUCAGCGUUCAUCAGCAGGGUGUACAGGGAAGAUAUCGGGCCCUGUCUUUCAUUCACCUGCUCUGAGUUGUCUCAGUCGGUCCAGUGCGCAGUGGAGAAUAACUCCCUCACCAUCGAGCCCGUCGCCACGUCGUCUCUGCAGACGCUCAAAGCCCUCGAAUGUGGAGGACCCAACGGUUGCCGGACACCCGUAGAAACUAAAUGUGCGUUGAGCGGCAUGUCCCGCCCCUGCCGACAUCGCAUCAAACUGGGAGAUAAAGAGAAUUACUACUACAUCUCUCCGUCUAGCAGAGCACGAAUCACAGCCGUGUGUAAUUUCUUUACUUACAUCAGGUACAUCCAGCAGGGUCUUGUCAGACAGGAUGUCCAGCAGAUGUUUUGGGAAGUGAUGCGCCUGCGGAGAGAGAUGAGUGUGGCCAAACUGGGAUAUUUCCUGACGGAGGAGAGCUAGAGAAACCAGCACACAAACACAAACACACAGCAAGUUCAUCUCAACUUUCACGCUAACACUCCCAUGCUGGUGUUUUAUAGCUCUACAUUGAUGUAUGCAUUCAGGAAGGCACUACAGAAGAAUUCCCAGAACACAAGCACUCCCUGAGCCAACGGAUAACAGCCGUACAGUUCCUCUCCACAGGCUUUGUGUUGUUUUUGCUUUGUAUAAGACUGAAUGCAGUAAAUGUGCCACCUUGUUAACACAGAGGUAAAUGUUUACAAGACAUUCAUACAAGUCAACAACAGAACAUUUUUCCAUUUACCGGUAAAAAUUCUCCAACAUGUGGAGGCUUAGUUUGACUUUUUGAUUAGUGUUUCUUUCACACUUCAGACUUUUCCCCCUCAGAAUUCUAAAUUUACAUCUUUUUUUAAUUAUAAUUUACAUCUCAAAGUUCUCAUUUUCUCUCAAAAUUCUAUUUUUCUUUUUUUUUGCCACAAUUUUUUUUUAAGUUAUUAAAAAAACUAAAAGUUAUCAUUUAAAAAUGUAAUUGACUUUUUAUCUCACACUUCUCAAUUUUUUUCCCUCUGAAUGUACACUUUUUUUUUUUUUUUUUUUUUUUUUUUUUUUAAUUCUAAUUUACAUUUCAAAGUUCUGAUUUUCUUUAGGAUUCUAUUUUUUGGUUUUUCCAACACAAUACAAAAUUUCAAAACAUUGCUGACUUUUUAAUCUCAUAAAUCUCAAUUUUUUCCCCUCAGAAUUCUGAAUUUACAUCCCUUUUUUAUUAUUCUAAUUUACAUCUCACAGCUCUGAUUUUCUCUCAAAAUUCUAUUUUUCAGUUUUUGCCACACAAUAAUAAAUAUAAAAACGUAACUGACUUUUAAUAUAAGAAUUCUCGUUUUUUUUCUUGCAGUUUUCAAGUUUAUAUUUCACAGUGUUGACUUUUCUUCUCAGAAUUACUACUCUGAAUUGAAUUGUGAGAUUUAAACACAGUUACAUUUUUUUCUUUUUUAUUCCGUGGCAGAAAAAUAGCUUCAAUACCGUCAUUUAACUUUAAGUUUUCAAAGAAAUUCAGAGUCAUCCAUUAAACACAAGACGGCAGAUUUCAUAGCUUGAGCCCUCAAAUGUUUUCAGGUCAUCUAGAGUUCCUCAAAAAUAUUGACAUGUUGACUUUUUUUGUAUUUAAAGAAGUCUUAUGUUGUUUCCGCUCUUAUUCGGAACAUAAAAAGGUCCCGUAUGUUCUUCCAGAUCUUUUAAAAACAGUUCAUUACUAGGUUGACAAAGAUGUGAAUGCUUACACUAGUUCAUUAUGGUAAUUCCAACUAAAGCAGUGCCAGAACUUUAUCUGAAGGUACUGCACCAUCUUGUGCAAUGCAUAUAAACCACUAAGGCACUUUGUGUCCCAGCAUGCUUUGUGCACCAGUGAACGGUUUACAUCUCUGAAUGGACGAUCCUCCAGAGAUCUUUUCUAUGCAAGUGUCAAGAAAAGUGCCAUGUGGGUCUCUUUCUGUUAUUGACUCUCCUGCACGCAGCAGCACUUACGUUAUGAUGCAUCGCACUCCAUGUUAGAGAUAAUAACUGUUGCAUGAUCGACAAUCGCCGUCUUACGGCACGAAUACAGUGUUUACAGUGUAGAACUCGCUUUUGGUGGACUGUCAUCAUAUUUAAUUUGAUGCGAGUGAAAA